AAAAAAGGCAAAACACAAAAUAAAGCAGCACCAUACAAAUAGGCAAACAAAAGGAAGCCAUUUUCCAAAACCUCUCAAAUUCCUCAUUUUCAAUGGCUUCUUCAUUGGCUUUGCCUUACCCUUCUUCAACUUCAACUUCUUCUUUCACUCACAAAAGCUUUGUUCCCAAACGAACCCGUUUUCCAUGCUAUGUUAAUUGUGAAAUAAGUGAACCAGUUAAUGGGAAGCCUCACGUGCCAAUCAUCAAUGAUGGAACACUUCCAAACUUCUUGCAAGCAAGGCGCCUACAGAAUGCAGUUAGUAGAAACAAUAAUAGGCUGAAGAUAUUCACUGGAACUGCAAAUCCUUCGCUUUCUCAGGAAAUUGCUUGGUACAUGGGCUUUGAGCUGGGAAAGGUGAAUAUCAAGCGCUUUGCUGAUGGUGAAAUUUAUGUCCAGUUGCAAGAGAGUGUUCGAGGCUGUGAUGUCUACUUGAUUCAAUCCACCUGUCCUCCGGCCAAUGAAAACCUUAUGGAGCUUUUGGUAAUGAUAGAUGCAUGCCGAAGGGCUUCUGCCAAGACCAUUACUGCAGUGAUUCCAUACUUUGGAUAUGCCAGAGCUGAUAGAAAGACACAAGGUCGUGAAUCCAUUGGUGCCAAAUUGGUUGCGAACCUUAUAACUGAAGCAGGUGCGGAUCGUGUUCUGGCUUGUGAUCUGCACUCUGGGCAAUCCAUGGGUUACUUUGACAUUCCAGUGGACCAUGUGUACUGUCAGCCUGUUGUCCUUGAUUACCUUGCUAGCAAGAAGAUUUCUUCUGAUGAUUUGGUAGUGGUCUCUCCUGAUGUUGGCGGAGUUGCUAGAGCACGUGCCUUUGCAAAAAAAUUAUCUGAUGCACCGUUAGCCAUUGUGGACAAAAGGCGGCACGGACAUAAUGUCGCCGAGGUUAUGAACCUGAUAGGUGAUGUUAAAGGAAAAGUUGCAGUUAUGGUGGAUGACAUGAUUGACACAGCAGGGACUAUUGCCAAAGGCGCAGAACUUUUGCAUCAGGAGGGCGCACGUGAAGUUUAUGCAUGCUGUACACAUGCUGUUUUUAGCCCCCCUGCAAUUGAAAGGUUGUCAAGUGGCCUUUUCCAAGAGGUCAUUGUCACAAACACAAUUCCCGCGAUAGAGAAAAACUAUUUCCCGCAGCUGACUGUUCUUUCAGUUGCAAAUCUUCUCGGUGAAACAAUUUGGCGGGUGCAUGAUGAUUGUUCUGUGAGUAGCAUUUUCCAGUAGGUAGGAGAGAUAGUGGCAAUCCCUCAGGUGACGGAGCUCUUGUUUAGCUGCUGUAUUUUUUGUUCUUUUUUCAUUUGGUCUGAAAGGUAUUUUUAAUUCUUCAAAACAUCUUAGCUCAUUUCGCUCUUCCAUCAGUUGACCCCUCCAUUGGCAUGCAUCUUUCCUUUACUUAGAAAGGUGACUGGCAUGCAGAGUGAACAAAUUGUUCUCUUUUUUCACCUUGUUUUUUCAUUGUAGCCAAACCACAGUAGGUCCUACAUUUUUGGAAUAUUUUGUUCUUCUUUAAGUUAUAAGUUAGAUAGUUGGAAGGAUAGGAAGAUGGAGACCAUGUGCUUAUUUUUUCAAUUAGUAUUGAUUCAUGCUCUGAAAUCUGAUGACUAUCAAGGCACAGUAUUAAUCCAGAAAAUGCUGCUGUGACAUUGUCCCUCGUCUUCGCCAAAGGUCGAUAUGAAACUCAUGUCGAGCUUCAGUUCCUGCCUGAAUUUUGAUUCUUGGGCCCGUGUGGAGCUUCGUUUUAUUAUGACAUUAAUUUGUUUCAGUAGAAACUGGUCCAAUUAGACCUAUUGGAAGGAGGACAAGUUGAUUGUAAUAUGAUGUGCCUGAAUAUUUGUUCAGAA
This is a messenger RNA of Lycium barbarum (goji berry), 1870 nucleotides long. Its product is annotated as ribose-phosphate pyrophosphokinase 1-like. Gene Ontology annotation, biological process: ribonucleoside monophosphate biosynthetic process; purine nucleotide biosynthetic process; 5-phosphoribose 1-diphosphate biosynthetic process. The record is from RefSeq and is a predicted model, not a curated record. Gene Ontology annotation, cellular component: cytoplasm; ribose phosphate diphosphokinase complex. Gene Ontology annotation, molecular function: ribose phosphate diphosphokinase activity; magnesium ion binding. The transcript is spliced from 8 exons. The coding region runs from base 93 to 1253 and encodes 386 amino acids. NCBI's taxonomy places the organism in Eukaryota, Viridiplantae, Streptophyta, Magnoliopsida, Solanales, Solanaceae.